This is a messenger RNA of Fonsecaea multimorphosa CBS 102226, 1467 nucleotides long. RefSeq lists its product as uncharacterized. Gene Ontology annotation, molecular function: aldehyde dehydrogenase (NAD+) activity. The transcript has a single exon. Lineage: Eukaryota; Fungi; Ascomycota; Eurotiomycetes; Chaetothyriales; Herpotrichiellaceae. The record is from RefSeq and is a predicted model, not a curated record. Bases 1 to 1467 code for a protein of 488 amino acids.
AUGGCCCAAGAAUAUCAGCUCUAUAUCAAUGGCAAAGAAUGCCAGGGUGGCCGCCCAAGUGAAAACACCAUCAAUCCGUACACCAACGAGCCUUGGGCAAAGGUGGCCCAAGCAUCUGUCGAAGAUGUGCAGGCUGCAGUCCGGGCGGCCGAGGUGGCCUUUGAAAGCUGGGGCAAAGUCUCUGGAGGGCAGAGGGCCAAGUUGCUGAACAAGCUGGCUGAUCUGAUUGAGGAAGAAGCGGAAACCUUAUCCAUAAUCGAGACGUCCGAUAAUGGCAAAAUUCGGCGCGAGACAAAGAGCCAGAUGUUCUUCUCAGCCAGAAACUACCGGUUCUUUGCUGGAAUGGCUGACAAAUUGACUGGCGAGGUGAAGCCGAUGGACAACCCGCAGAUCUUCGACUAUACCCUGCGCGAGCCUUUUGGCGUCUGUGCUUUGAUCACUCCUUGGAACAGUCCCAUUGGCAUACUUACCAAUAAAUUGGCCCCAUGCUUAGCAGCAGGGAAUACCUGUGUUGUCAAGCCCUCGGAGUACACAUCAGUGAGUACACUUUACUUUGCGAAGCUCGUGGAGAAGGCUGGUUUUCCCCCCGGCGUGUUCAAUGUCGUGGUGGGUAAGGCAGAAGUUGGCAAAGCUCUAGUAACCAACCCGGCUAUUGGUCGUAUCAGCUUCACAGGAAGCGUCGACAUUGGACGUAUAGUCGCUCAGCAGGGCGCGCAAAAUAUUAUUCCUGUUACACUUGAGCUUGGAGGUAAAUCGGCAAACAUCAUCCUGGAUGAUGCGGAGCUGGACCGGGCAAUCCCAGGAAGUGUCGCGGGUAUUUUUGCAGCAUCGGGUCAAACAUGUAUCGCAGGCUCAAGGCUACUUGUCCAUCGUUCGGUAUACGAUACUGUGGUCCAGGGCAUAUUGGAGAGGAUCAAAUCAAUCAGAUUUGGCGACCCGCAGGAUAUGAACACGGAUAUUGGACCUGCUGCCCAUGCCGCACAAUGGGAAUCGAUUCAUCGGCAUAUUGAAAAAGCCGAGAAAGACGGAGCCAAAUUACUGAUGGGAGGAAGGGAAGCAAGCAAAAAGAUCGGAGGACUCUUCGUCGCUCCUACCGUCUUUGGCGAUGUCGACCCGAACAGCGACCUUGCUCAAAAGGAAAUCUUCGGUCCCGUCCUUGCUGUUAUCCCAUUUGAUUCCGACGAGCAGGCGCUUAAGAUUGCGAAUGGCACCAUCUUUGGCCUUGCUGCCGGAAUCUGGACGAUGAAUAUCAGACGUGCCCACAAGAUGGCCAGUCAACUCAAGGCCGGUCAGAUCUGGGUCAAUACCUACCGAACAAGUGGCGCUAUGGCUCCAUUCGGCGGAUACGGGCAGAGCGGAUACGGCAAGGAACGUGGCACUGAGGCGUUACUGGAAUAUACGCGGCUCAAGAACGUCAUGAUCGACCUAAGCGACGAGGUCCGGGAUCCGUUCACUAUCAAGGUCUAG